CUACGUUGUCAUAGUGAAGUUGACAAGCACUAAACACUCUGUGUUUGGGUUCAGUGCACAUGCGGAGUUCCGGGGAUAAAACCUGACACAGAAGGAAACUCACAGCCGGAUCAGGGUUUUUAUAAGGACAAUGUCAAGUACUGAACCUUGGGUUGGUACCUGGAGGCCCCACAAGCCAAGAGGACCCAUAGCUGCACUCUACGGUAACCCAGGGCCCAAAUAUCCACUGCCUGGUCUCUUAGGUGCUUCGAAACACGAUCCUACUAAAUACAAAGCACCAAUGUUCAGCUUUGGGACCCGUCAUAAUCAUUCCAACUCUGACUGCUCCCCUGGACCGAGAUACCUCAUUCCUUCUAAUAUCACCAGAGCAGGACAAGGCGGCACACCUGCGUUUUCACUCCACAGCCGUACAAAGGAGCCAGGAUCAUUCCAAGGCCCAGGACCAUGCAAAUACUCCCCAGAGCAUUCAGGAAAGUUGAUCUUCCGCACUGCUCCUGCCUUUUCGCUUUCUGGGAGGAUUAAAGAAAGGAGCAGUGGCCAAAUGCCAGGUCCGUCCUCCUACACUCUGCCACCUGUGCUGGGGUCCAAAACUGUAAUGACACCUGCAGCUCCUUCCUACUCACUCUGUGGCCGCAGCAAAUCUGGAAGCUUCCAUGAGGACCUGAAAAAAACUCCUGGUCCUGCUGCCUACAAAGUCGUGGAUCCUUGUAUCUACCAGAAAAAACCUCCCCAGUACAGCAUGAAAGGGCGGAACUUCGUACCUGGUGAAAACACACAAAAACCAGGACCUGGUGCACACUCUCCUGAAAGGGUGAUCUUAACAAGACCUAAAGCUCCAAGCUUCACCUUUGGACUGCGUCACUCACAAUACAUCUCACCUCUCAUUGUCCAUGUGACUGAUUAAUGUCACUUAUGAUCUCUUAACUUGACUGGAAAUUCCCUCAGCAGUAUCAAAUAAACCUCGAAAAGGAAUCUCAA
Molecule: messenger RNA, 978 nt
Organism: Scatophagus argus
Lineage: Eukaryota; Metazoa; Chordata; Actinopteri; Scatophagidae
Gene: cimap1b
Product: outer dense fiber of sperm tails 3B
Exons: 7
Coding region: 131-904 (257 amino acids)
Cellular component (GO): cytoskeleton
Source: RefSeq, a predicted model, not a curated record